CAUGCAAUGUCUAAACAAACACAUCUUUGCAUGAAUUGUAUCAUCAAAUAUUUUGAAUAACCAAAUUUACCUGAAUCGGUAGCUUAAUUUUACAAUUGCUGUGAAUAAUCAUCAAAUCAAUUAAUUUAUUUUUCUAAAGUAAUAAAUUGGGCCAAAAAAUACGUUUUUAAUUUUGUAAAUAAUUGUAAAUAAUGUGUCUAAUGACUUUUAAAACCUCUCGUUGGUUGACACAUUUCUCGGGAUUCGUGUUAUCCUCCAAAACCUUUGACUGUGGGCGGGACCUGUGAAAUCAACUGAACAUGAAAAAGUAUAAACUUUGCUCAGAAAACAGCAUCUCCGUGACGUGCUUGGCGACCAGCUGCAAGUAAAACUUUAUUUGGUGACCGAGAGAUUAUUAACUUUUUAAAGACGCUUACGGAGCCAGCAAAUGGUUCCAAGCCCACGUGAACUGGAAGGGCAUAAUCCACGGGGCGCCGCGACAGCAACCUGCCGGACAGCUCCGGGACGGACACCGGCGGUGACGGGAAAGUUUCGUUUCGCUUUCUUACUAAACUGUAGCGUCAAAGCUGCCUCGAUCAAUGUGCAUAUUCGCUUUUGAGUUUGCCUACGCUUCCACUACGUUAGGAGCCGGGUGAAAAGCAAUGUAAAAAGCAAAUUUCUUUUCAGGUAUUCCUAGAUUGGCAGCUUUUUUUUUUCUUGCUAUAAUAUUUUUUUACGAUAUACUGUACAUGGAUGAUGUAGAUAGCGCGUGAUGCAUCAAAGCUGCUUUACCACACCCAGAAGAACAAAAGUUAAACUUCGUGAAGAUGACUAGCAGCAAGAUCCGCGAUUCGGUCCAGGUUGGAAAUGGACUUCAGGCCGAUUUUCAAGAUCUUCGAAAUACGAAAGACCCACAGACUGAAGAACGGGACGAGGUUUCGUUGAUCAAUGGUAACGGAAGCGACUAUAGGGAAAGAGAUUAUGAUUCACAAAGAGGAGCCGCUGCUUCCAAAGGAUCCUUGGUCAUCCCAGAAAUUUCUUACCCUUCCGCACUCUCCAUACGGCUGUCUGCAGUACGAGGGUUCGACAGGCAGCCUGAUGAGGAACUGCAGGAAGUGCUCCGGGCAAAACUGUGUGACCUGGAGGCCGACAGUGGAGGGAUCAGAACCCUCUUCUCGGAACUUUCUGCCCAGUUGUUGUCCAUCAACAGUGAAGAGGACACCAUAUUUAUAACCUUCAAAUCCUUUGAAGAGCUAUGGAGAUUCCACACACAUUACACGAUGGGCUUCCUUGGCCACUGUAUGGAAAACCUACUUCUUGACCAAGAUUUCUGGCUGAGCUCCUUGGAGCAGGAAAAUGCUGGAAUAGAGGCUGUAGUCCAAGAAGAAAUGCUAAAUCUUUUGUACAAAGGGAUUCUUAUACAGGAAGGGUCAUUUUUUGGACGCUGUACUGCCAACCAGAUGUUUGACAGCUCCACAUCAGGCAGGGACCUGUACCUGGAGCAGGGUGACAUUGGCAUCUUCGAGCCACCUUUCAUGGGCUCUGACUGGACUGUACAGUCCCUAGUAGACGGAUCCAGGGGCACCAAGUGCAGACCAGCUGUGGAACCCAUCAUCCCGUUUCACCAAUGGUUCCUGAAAUCGUGCUGUGAACACAUCCUGGUCGGCCGUGGAAAAUUGACCUGUGACUUCCCCUGUCAGUUUGCCACAGGCUCCUGCGUGGCCACGCGGCAAUCGGAUGCCAGCAGCCCAGAUGAGCUGAGCUUUGAGCGUGGAGAUGUAAUCCAUGUGGUUGGUCUGCUGGUGUCCUGCCUCCAGUGGUUCCUGGGGAGACAUGAGGGGACAGGAAGCCUCGGGCUUGUGAGAUCCAGCUUUGUCAAGCCCGCCAGCUCCCUCCGUGAAUCUCCGGAAAUAUUUUUGGAAGACGAGGACGGGCUGCUGAAUGGCGUGACGCUGGAGCGCGUGAAAGCCGAAGCUUUAACGCAGCUGAGGGAGUCCUGCCGGAAUGACAUCGGCGCCAUCUACAGGCUGGAUCUGAUUGAAGUAUCUGAUUUUCUGAAAGGAAGUCCUCGAAAUCCAUCCUCUAAAGAAGACAUCGUUUUAGAACGUGAGGAACUCAGAACCAAAGUAGACAGGAUUCUGAAAGAACUGAGCACACUAGAAGCUGAUACUGCACCGGCCGAGGAGGUAGAGACUUCUCUGGAGGGUAAUGAUGAGGGAGACCAGGAAGCAGGAGGAGAAGGUGGCUCAGUGUGCUUCACCGUGUCUGUCACCGAGGACGGGCAUGACCCCGAAGGUGUCCAGCCACUGCUCGCCUUCCUGAACGUCAGAGAAUAUCAACCACAGUUUGCUGGCCUCUACCACUUCUCCCUGAAGUUUGUCUGCUCAUUAUUCCGGGGCCAUUCAGACGAGGAAGAGCUGGUGGCCUAUCUAGGCGCGGCCAGAGAAACGGCCCGCAAGAGGAGGCUCUUCUGGGCCCAGAGCCGGCUUUGCUUCCUCCUGGGCAAGCUCUGUGCCCGUAGGGUCAAACUCUCCCAGGCCCGUGUCUAUUUCGAGGAGGCGUUGGGCAUCACCAGGGAAGACUUUGCGGACUGGCACCUGUUGACCGCCAUCCACGCCAACCUGGCUGUCGUCUACCUCACGCAGAAGAACACAGAGAAGUAUGUCGACUCUUCGGAGCGAGUGGCCGCCCUGCGGAUGGGAGUCGGCGGGCACGUCUGCAGUACCGGGAGGGAGCCGGAGGUUCUGCGCUACGCCCUGAAGAAGGCCGUGCUGGCAGGGAGCAAGGCCGCCGAGGCCAGGGUCUGCUUCCUCCUGGCUAAGCUUCACUGCACGCUUGGGGAGAGCUGGAGCGCCGUGCCCUUUGUCGAGAGGCUCCAGGUCCUGAUGGAGGAACUGCCAGGGGCUGGUCAGCUUCCACCCAGCCAUGGUUACCUGGCGUUGGGCAGGCUGUACUCUGAAAGCGGCCUCCCGCACCUGGCUACCAGUUCCUUGAGACGGGCCUCGCUCCACCCGUCUGCCUCUCUGGAGACCCACCUGAGUGCCAUCAGCUUUGUUCUGGAGAAGCAGGGUGAGCGCAUCCCUCCACAGGCGGCACCCUACCUGCGGAGGGCGCUGGCGCUCACGGAAAACACGGCGGAGCGAUCCCUUCGCCAGGCUGCUUCCAUGUGCCUGUCCUACCUGCUGCAGGGGCAGCGUCUCCUGGACGAUGCCCUCCGCUGCAUGGGCACCCUGUUAGACAGCGGACUGAGCAAAACCCCUGUGGAUGCCACGGAUGCGCUUCUGUUUCUGGCGUGGCUGCACAUCCGCAACCGGCAGCCGCUGCACGCCCUGCAUGUGCUGGAAGGUCUCCUGGACAUCCAGCAGAUUCAGGGCGUCGUCCAGAACAUGCGCGCCAUAGCGCUCCGUCACACGGGUGACGCCAAGCGGGCCGCCGCCAGCUACCGCUCCGCGUUGGACGCCUGCGAGGAGAUUGGCUCCCUGCGGAACUUGGCCGUGGCACUGGCCAAUCGCGGGCUCCUGUACUGGCACGUGGGGGCGGAGACUCUGGGCGAGGCCAGCCUGCUUCAUGCAGUGGAGACGUUCUCUCAGUUGAAGGAUGAAGGCCACGAAGAGGACUUCUUCUGCGUGCUCCUGGAGCUCGGCCGCUUUUACGUGAGCCGGGGGCAGCUGGAACUGGAGAAAGGGAAGCUGUACUACGAGUGGGCACUUCUUACUGCCAUCAACUCUGGCAACCUGCACUGCCAGCUCCAGGCGUGCCGCUGCCUGUGCCACUUCUACCACACGCUGUGCCCUGAUGCCGCCCAGAGCAUCAUCUACAAUGAGCGCCAGCUGGUCCUGCUGCGUCGCAUGGGCCACCGGAGCCACGAGGGUGACAUCCUGGAAACCAUCAGCGAGCUUUACAUGGGCUUGGGCACAGACAGGGCCUACCGAGCCGCCCUGGAGCACACCAAAUGCAGCCUGGGCCUCUUUAUCGACCUGCACAGGAAGGAGAAGGAGGCUUUUGCCUGGCUGAAGGCAGGAAAGAUCUACCACAUCCUGGGGCAAGACGAAUUGGUGGACCUCUACCUACAGGUAGCCCAGGACUCCGGUCUAAGCACAGGGAACACAGCCUUCCUUCUGGGGCUGCUGGAGGUUGCGGGGGACUUGUUCUUCAACAGCUCACGGGACAGAGACAAGGCUCUGUCUUUCUACAGGGACCGGGCCCUGCCCAUUGCGAUCCGGACGGGCGACACUCCAUCCCAGCUGCGCCUCUGCAACAAGCUGACAGAACUGCUGAUGCACAUGCAGCUGCACAGGGAUGCAGUGGAGUUUGCCCAGGCCUCACUGGACCUUAGCAUCACCUUAGGAGAGCAUCUGAAUGAACGCGUGGCUUUCCAUAGACUCGGUACACUGUAUCAUCAACUGGGCCAGUUGGAACUAGCCGAACACUACUACCUGAAAGCCCUGUCACUCUGCCCGUCACCCCUGCAGUUCGAGGAGGAGACCCUGUACUACGUCAGGGUUUACCUCACGCUUGGGGACAUCAUCUUCUAUGACCUCAAGGACCCCUACGAUGCAGCUGGGUAUUACCACCUGGCCCUGGCUGCUGCCAUGGACUUGGGGAACAAAAGAGCCCAGCUGAAGCUUUGCACACGCCUGGCCACCAUCUACCACAACUUCCUGGUGGACCGCGAGCUCUCGCUCUUCUUCUACCAGAGGGCGCGAGGCUUCGCCACCGAACUUAACGUGCGGCGGAUCAACCUGUCGCCCGAGCAGCACUUCUGCAGCACGUCGCGGUACAAGACCGGCGCCACCUAGCGGCGGCAAUGGCGCCACAGUCAGCACGCUGCAUUGGUCCUAUUGUGGCGUAACAAUGUGACUCUUUAUCUGUGGGUCAUCAUAAUACGCUGAAAAAUCCAGCAAUGUGAAAUCCUAUCAUUAUUUCAUACUAUUUUGUUUGAUCUGACAUCACAUAUAUGAACUGCAGCAGGAGUAUGUAAUUACAAACAAUUUAUCUAUCAGCAGUCAGGUUUACGGUUUCUUUUUUGUGUUUUUGCAAUUGUGGAAUAAUUGCUGUCUAUAUAGACGCAUGCGGCUGUGUAAUUCAUGUCUUCGUCUCUGAUAUUUAGCUUAAAACAAGGCAGAAUAUCGGGAACUUAAUAUAAGGUGUCUUUAAAUGUUUCCAGGUCUAAAAAUAAGUAAAGUAAAACAGUAAUCUAUACUUAGUGGCUUUGUAUAAGAAAGUCUGCUACGAAACGAAGCGUACGUACAGUAGUGGAGACCCAGUGACGGUACGCUAAACCCAUGGGCUUUUACUGAGAUUCAGUAUGUAUAGGAACUGGAACAGGAAGGAUAUGUUUCUUCUGCCUCUUCUAGGAAGAAGACUAUUCUCUCCAUCCAGUUUACAUCGAAGAAUCCUUUAUUUACAGUAUAGUGCCGUGCAACAGUUCAACCCAGACGGAUAGUAAUGUGAUCCCCACAUAUGGGAAUAUAAUUUAUAUACGUAGACUUACCGAAAGAAGCCUAUCCACAUCAUUAUUAUUAUUAUUUGCAGACGACAAACUGAAAAUGAACACUAGGCUGUGCUACAAAAUAUGCUAGCGCGUUGUGGAAAUUUCCUUCCAUUCACUCAGAAAGAAACAUCUAAGGCGAGCAGCCAAAUUUACACGUUGCGUCGUCUCUACGAAAAAGGUGUUAUCCCGUUUAGAGAAAUGCACUUUGUAUUGGAAAACAUUAUUUUUUAACAAAUAAAGCCGUUUAAUAUUUUCAAAAUCUUUGUUAGCCCACACUAAAGCUUAAUUUACAUUGAUUUAUUUAGCAGGCGAUUUUACCCAAAGUGACGCACGAGUGAGGCAGAUAGAAGCAGAAGCAUCUUUGGUUCCAAGUUUUGACAAAUUUCCGAAAGUGCUUUAAAACUUUCGUUAAUUGAAAAAUAAAUGCCGUGGAUAUCGUAGUUAAUAGUAUAUAAUUGAGGCACCGAGGCGGCAUGAGAGACGGCUUUUGUUGGGCUCUCUCCUCCCCCGAGCCGGACGGUGCGCCAGCCCCCCGGGUGACAGCGGGACAAAACUGCACUUCUCUUCCACACAAACUGAUUCACUUCGUUCUUAAGCAUCGAAAACAAUGUAGCGUUUUAUAAUCAGUUUGCUCUAACUAACAACUUUGUGUUUUUUUAAAAUUACUCUUUCGGACGAGCUGCUGUUCAUCACCUCUGCAGGUUGUAUUUUGCUUAUUGUCCUUGGGAGAUGCGAUGUGAAAUACAGUACUGCUUUCCUCCAUUACUUUGAAAAGUUAACGUGUAAAAACAGCGGAUUUGGACGAUGCAAGCGGAGUAAGGAUUUACCUACACUGGGAAUUAAAAGGCUUUCUUUAAA
Molecule: messenger RNA, 6331 nt
Organism: Paramormyrops kingsleyae
Lineage: Eukaryota; Metazoa; Chordata; Actinopteri; Osteoglossiformes; Mormyridae
Product: SH3 domain and tetratricopeptide repeat-containing protein 1
Molecular function (GO): protein binding
Source: RefSeq, a predicted model, not a curated record